Aaosphaeria arxii CBS 175.79 is the source of this 5672-nucleotide messenger RNA. RefSeq lists its product as uncharacterized. The coding region runs from base 191 to 5263 and encodes 1690 amino acids. NCBI's taxonomy places the organism in Eukaryota, Fungi, Ascomycota, Dothideomycetes, Pleosporales. The record is from RefSeq and is a predicted model, not a curated record. The transcript has a single exon.
CUUGUCCGUUGUAUGUGAUACCAAUAUUUUGGCGUCUAUAUAAAGCCAAUCUCCUCGCUUUGUUGACGAUUUCUUGUUACUCAGGCUCCCGCAUGUUUGUUGCGCACGUCCUCAAAUCCACUACACAACACUCGUGGUCUCGACAGUCAAACCAACUUCACUCACUCAUUGCCACCAAUACAAUAUCACCAUGGCUUUAGAUAAAGUAUUGAUCCGUUGCUCUGAGCCCUCAGAAGUUGCGCUGUAUCUGAAAGCAGCUUCUGCAGAUUUAAGUGCAGCUUCACUUACCCAAGACCUCCUCGCCGCGAUAGAACGUGGCUCCAUAACACCUUUCACCUUCUCCAUCUGGCUCGGUGUCUCACGUUACGAUCCCUCGGUCAUCUCACAAGCACUUACGCAGAACAUUUCUGUCCAGAUCCGUAAGUAUGGGAUCCACGCAUUUCGCAAAACGUUCGGAUCAUCUCGCUGGAAGGAGACUUGGGAAGGGCUUGGUGGGAACACUGGAUUGGUCGCGGUAUGCAGUGAGUUCUCAGUCAUCGAAGUCGGCACAUUCUGUGGAGCAAUUGGACAGUCCGCCAAGCAAGAUGAUUGUGAAGAGAAGAGGGAGGCUGUGAGCACAUUGCUUGCAGCUUUGCUUCCUCGAUUCUUGAGUGGUAUUGCCGACGUCGAGGAGACGGGUCCAACAACAUCUGACCCCAGACCGUUGUCGAAGCAAUACAUAAAGAUUGUCCCUGCGUGCACAUCAAAGAUUGUCACGGAAGUGAUAGAGCACGCGGUGAAGGGGGAUUGGAAGUAUGUGAGGAAGGGAUGUUGGUUACGAAACCAUGCGGACACCAUAGGGAAGCUCGCGCUACAGGCGACCCUAGCAAACAAGGAGAUGGAGCCGAAAUGGCUUCCAGAUCUGCUUCGACAACAACCUCCAAGUCCGAGUAGUCAGCCUAAGUUUUCGGCAUCUAUGCUGUUUUCUUUCGAGGUUCUGAAGACUCUCGUGGGAUCCGGGGAGGCCAAACUUCCGAAGCAAACUUUCAUACCAGGACUGGUCGAAUCUUUACUUCGACGUGCCAUCAAGAAGAAAGUACCAUGGAUUCAAACACGCCAGAUUGUCGAUCUCAGCAUACAAUACUUGAAUCAGCAUCCCGAGGCAGCAGCAGUGGUCAAUACCAGACCGAAGGGCCUCUUGUACCUUGUGAUUUCCAGCUGGUCCAAGAAGCCAGAGCUCUUUGAAGCUCCACUACGAAUGCUGUUGGUAAAGCUUGGCAAGAAAUCAUGUUUCGAGGACGUGGCGGAGGUUCAAUUCCUUUCCAGUGGAAUCAAGAAAUCCUUUCGAUAUUCUUUCCUGCGAAUCUACUGCCAAGAGGUCGCCAAAGUCGACAUCGACGACGAAAGGGAUCUUGCGAAACUUAAAUAUCCCUUUCUGUAUACGGUACUUGAAGAGAUGGAUGCAAGACAUGCAGUAGGGUUGCUUCGUCGUCUACAGGCUGCCAGGGGCGAUGAAGACAUUAUUAGUCAGGGUCGGUCGCGUUUCCAAUGGGCAAGGAUGGCCAUCCACCGAAAUGCAAAAGGAUUGGAUCCAAACCUCAUGUGUCUGAUCUUAGGGCAACAGGUCCUGGACACAGAAGAGAUAUUGACAAUUGCAUCGGCAAAGAUCGAGGAGUUGAAAAAGAAGGCAAAGUUGAGUGCAGACUCCAACGACCGCGUGUGGAACUCGCAGAUGGCACAAGCUUAUGCGAUUGCGAGUGGCAGAUCGGAUCUUCUGAAAGAUUUCCUCUUGUGGGCUCAGAGAUUUGUGCGUGAUCCAAGAGCGAAAGAAAUUCUUGUUCAUGAUAGGAUGACUUUAGACUUGACCGAGCUCAUGUGUGGCGUUCCGGAGGAUCUGAGAGCCAGACAGUAUACCCCCAACGAACUGAAAGAGCGUGUCAAAGGAGGCAAUGAGAUUUUUAAGGUUAUCUUCGAUACGAUCCGUCUUCUUUCGCAAGAGCCAGGGUUUAGCAUUGGUCAAUGGGAGGAUCGCUAUAAUCUAUUCCACGAUGUCAUGCGACUACGAAUGCGACGGUCGUCAUCUUUGAAGUCAGUUCUAGCCCUCGAGGACAACGAGGUUUUCGACAUACUUUGGCCAAACACCCUCGACCUGCUCAUCGGAGUGGAAAAGGUUGGCUUGAGCCCCGGACAAGAGAUGUUGGGCCUCAACAAGCUUGGAGGCAUCCUUGGGGUUAGGCACGUAUGGUCAUACAUUGAGCUAAAAGACGAACAACCAUCCACAUAUCGCUUCUUGGAUGAAUUCGCAAAAAGGCGUGAUAGCCUUUGGCGCGAACACAGGCCAACCGUUCACCCAGCAGCCGCGAGUAUGCCAGAAAUCUUCCCGACUGGACUGGCUAUCCAAGACUUGAUCCGUCCAUAUGUCCUCAAUGUUCCAGACUUGGACAAAAUUUGCCCUUACAUAUAUAGCCGUGCUCACGCAGCCGUCUAUCCCGACCCUACAAAGGCGCUCGAGCCGAUUCCUGACGAUGAAGAGCUCCGCGAAGCGUACGGGUAUUUCAUAGACGAUUACAUAUUCGCUCUCAAGCUACUAUCACCAUCAUCAUUGGAGAAGCACGAACAAGAGCAACGUGCCGAUGAUGCAUGGAAACAUGCGGUUGGUGCGUUGAGUGAGUCGCGAAUGACUCCCGGCGAGGCAGAGCGUUUCUGGAGUAAUUGGGCAGAGCAGGUCGACUCCACCAAUUUGCGAUCAUCUUUCAGACCAGCCGGACAAAUUCUUAGAGAGUGGCCUGUGGUUCCUAAAGUGGACGAUCCAUGCGAGACGGAAGAAUGGAAUCCAGUGCCUGACGCAUUGAAAGACAUCCCAUCAAAGCCUCUCGGAGGAUUGACGUACAUCGAUUUAUCACGAAACAUCAGCAACGACACGUCGAACAGCUUGACGAUUAGAUCAACCAUGAAACCUUUCGAGCCAGCUGUUCCAGAGAAGGAAUUCAACGAGCCAGACAUUUUCGAUCAGUCCAGGAAUAAUAAAGGGUCAGCCUCGCCAGCGGUUCGGGAAGGCCAAAUCCUCGCUGCGUUGCUGUACCUAGACUCGAGUGUCUCGUCGAAGUCCCGCAUACUUGCCAAUACCCCAUUCCCUGCGCGGGACGACGUACGUUUCCCCUGUGUGUAUCUGGAACACAAAUUCCUAUCCAAGGACAUGAAGACACAGUGGGCGAUCAAGACACUUCAGCAGCAUAUCAAGAGCGUUCCUCCGAACUUACUUGCACAAGUCGUCGAACACGCCGUGCACGCACUCGACACAUCUUCCAGCGAAGAGGCGCAUGCUGGUCUACAAUUGACGACUUUCAUGCUCAUCAAACUGCUCGCGAAGAGUGAUAGGCCGAUGUUGGCGUCAAGGGUCGCCAUCGAGACAGUUCUAAAGCGACCGAAAGCGAGCGCGUGGCAUCGUCAAUUGAUCGCAAGAGGAUAUUUCAGGCGGUUGUCUGCGUCAGAUGCGAGAGCAUGUCUAGCAACAUUCGCUGAUGCCAUCAUCGAACGAAUAGAUGAGCAGGCGCAACAAGAUAGUGUCUACAACAAGCCAGGGUCCAGAAAGAAAGAUCCAUCCAUGCCAUUCCCAGAUCCUCUGAUUAAGGUUACUACAGUCAAACUACUGGCACAGCUUCUCGGAGACACAGACAUAGUUUCAGAGAAAUUUGCGGUUGACCUCUUGACGACGUUGAUACAGAAGGCAUCACACGUUGACAUUCGAAGGCCCGUCGUCGACAGUCUACUCACCAUGCUACUCGUAACCUCUUCCGUCAACUUACAGAAACGUAUCUUCUCGUCCCUCGAAGACAUGAUACCCAUCGUCGCGAACCUCAACGAGCGCUGCAGAUUGACAGACGCAGACUGGGACGUCUGCGCACCGGAUCCACCAGAGAUCGAGUACAAUUUCAGCUUUUAUGAUGAACAGUCCAGACCGAUGCUCGGGUCCUUCCGCAACUUCCUCAAAAACAGCCUCUCGAAGGACUCGCCGCACACGGGGCCCUUCAUGUCCCGCAUCAUGCUGCCCAUCCUUACGCGCCUCCAAGAAGGCACCACCAAAUGGAUGUCACUAUUUCUCCGCAAGCACGGCGUGGGCAGAAAGAUCCAAAACGAGCUUGCCCUCACCUAUCCACCAGGAGGUUAUGAACUAUGGCAAGCCGUACUACAGACACACCCAGAGCACGUCCCAGUGACUGUGUUGGAGCAACUCGUCCAACACAUCAUCCUCAACGCGAACCCCCCAGCCCCAAUCGCAGAACUGAACAAGCGAUUCCGCGACGACUCAGCGCUUCUCUCCCAGCAAGCCGUGAGGUACUGGCUCGCAACCUUCGGCCAAGGCCUGGACGCCAUCCGCGCCGUCGCGCCCUCCGUCCUCCCACCCCUCUUCGGCGUAUCCCCCUCCAAGCUCGACGACACCACCGCCGGCGUGACCACGAAGCGCGCACAGGAACUCUACCUCAACCUCUUCACCGUCGCAGUCCUCCGCGGCCACGCGAGCAACGACGACGCAACCUACCUCGCGACAACCCUGAAGCCGACGACCUUCACCGACCCAGCAUGGCUCGAACACAAGCGUCCCGUCGUCGAAGCCAUGGUCCUAUACGUCGAGUCGCUGCGCACCAAAGCAUGGCACGCGGACCCCAACCGCAGCCCCCGCGUCCUACCAGACUUGUACGAGCAGCGACUCUGGCUCCUCAAGUGGCCCGCCACUCUUGACGUCCCGCCGUCCACCGUUUCCCCCGCCGUCGCGGCCGAAGAGCGGGACCGCAGAUGCAAGGUUUUCGCGGAGCAGGUCGCGAAGGAGGUGGAUGGGUUCGCGGGCCGCAUCUACCACGGUAGGCUCGCGACGCUGGCGGAGUACCUGCAGGGUGGUUACCUUUCCGGCGUCGACAAGGUGGUCGUCGCGCUGCAUCUUGGGGACAUCACGAGGACGAGGCUGAGUUGGAUCACGCUGCAGGACCAGUUGAGGGUCGAGCUGGCGAGUAAGUUGAUUAGGGGUAUCGGCGGGAAGUUGCUCGUCGAGAGGCCCGCGCCGCGCGGCGAGAUGGUGAUGCUCAGGGGCGUCAUGUAUACUUCUUACGGACCUCCUGGAGAUGAGGAGAGGGAUUUUGACAGGGAUGUCGAGGUGCUGGAAGAGAAGGUGGAGGGCAUGAUCACGACGUGGAAGAUGAGUGAGAACGAGGAGGUGAGGAGGAUUGGGUACGCUGCUCUUGGGGCUUCAGGGCCGGGAGGUCACGAUUCGGAUUCGUAUGUUUAUUAGGCAUGUACGCAUGGCAAGGCAUGGUAAGGCAAGGCAUGGCAAGGCAAGGCAUCACUAGGAAACCGAUGAUUUUUGGGGGGUGUGGGGGGAUACCUGGAAAUCGAAGAUCGACAAGCAUGGGCAAUGUCGGCCAGGCUCAUGGGAAAAUUCAAAUCAGGAUGGCAAUUGCGCAUGACGAAAACAUGGGAUUGUUGGAAAUGCCAUGGCAUCAUGGGCAAUGUGGCCGCAAUCUCGAUGACGGCAUGGGGAUGAUCCCCCAACGGAUCCCAUGUCUCAAUGUAUGAUUAGAAAUGCGGAACAAAAAACAUAUAUGACUCCGCACGCGCGAGCAGGGAUGUGAACGCGUGAGAAGUGACAGGGAGUUGAGAUCAAUGAAGUCAUCGAGCAGAUUUUAAAAGCGGACAUGGUG